AUGCACGAGGAGGCCCCCAUGUCGCACCCCGACCAGUUUGCACUGCUCAACAGUAACGGAUACCCCGCCUCGGCUUCUGCCAACGCCUCCGCCAAUACCCCCGUCUACAGCCUUGACGCGCUCGAGAUGAUGAAGCGGGCGUCGUCGCAGUCGUAUGACGCGCACGCGGGCCUGGGCAACCUCGCGUCGAUGCCGUCGACGGUCGCCGGCGCCGACGGCAACGGCAAAAAGACGCGCUUCGUGUCCGAGGGAAACAUUCCCAACAUCAACCAGCCCGCCUUUAUGGGCGGGGCCGGCGCGCACUAUGCGGGCGUGCCGCCCAACAACGGCCAGGCGCCCUUCCUCGGCAACGGCCAGGGGCCUGGGCAGCAUCAGCAUCAGCACCAGCACCAACACCAGCACCAGCAUCAGCAGCACCACCAGCACGCCUACGGCAACCUCGGUCUGCAGCCGCCGGGAAACGGCACCAACGGCACGCGUUCGUUUUCGGGCAACCUCGGCAACGCCAACCUGCUCGGUGGCGGCGGCCAGGUCGGGGCGCCGCAUUUCGGCGCCCAGGGGUCUCCGGCCUUCAUGAUGCCUGGCGCGAAUGCCCUUUCGCCGCAGCAGGCCGGAGCCAUCUACGGCGGCUUCGCCAACUUUGCCAACGGCCCCGGCGGCUUCAUCCCCAACAUGCCCAUGCUCGCGGCCGGCCUGCCCGGCCAGACCAACCCGCUGAACCGGACCGUCUACGUGGGCAACCUGCCGGCCGACGCCUCGGUCGACGAGCUGCUCAACCUGGUCAAGUUUGGCCCCAUUGAAAACGUCCGCCUACUGCCGGAGAAGAACUGCGCCUUUAUCUCGUUCCUCGACGGCGCCACGGCCACCGCCUUCCACGCCGACGCCUGCGUCAAGAAGGUGUCGCUGCACAGCCAGGAGCUCAAGAUUGGCUGGGGCAAGCCGUCGCAGUGCCCGCCGACGGUCAUGAUGGCCGUCCAGCAGAGCCAGGCCACGCGCAACGUCUACCUCGGGCAGCUCGACGAGGACGCGACCGAGGAGUCGCUGCGCGACGACCUGGCCCGCUUCGGCCCCAUUGACCAGGUCAAGAUCGUGCGCGACAAGAACAUCGGCUUCGUGCAUUUCCUCUCGAUCCAGACGGCGAUGAAGGUGGUGGCGACGCUGCCCACCGAGCCGACCUGGUCGGGCAAGCGGGUCAACUACGGCAAGGACCGUUGCGCCUACGUGCCAAAGAGCCAGCAGCAGAACCAGGCGCACAACAACCAGGCGGCCGCCAUGGGCCUCGCCGCCGCGGCCUCGCUCGGAUACCCGACGGCGUUCGGCGCUGCUGCUGCCGGUGCGGCCUUUGGGCCCAACGGCGCCGGCGUCGCGCCGCUCGACGAAAACGGGCGGUCGCCGGCCAGCUCCGUCUUUGGGCCCGCCGCCGCCAUGAUGGGCGCCAACGCGGCGGCGCUGCAGCAGAUGGGCAACCGCACCGUCUACCUCGGCAACAUCCACCCGGAGACGACGACCGAGGAGAUCUGCAACCACAUCCGCGGCGGCAUCCUCCAGAACAUCCGCUACAUUCCCGAGAAGCACAUCGCGUUUGUCACGUUUGUCGACGCCAACACGGCGCUCGCCUUCUACCACCUGGCGUCGUACUCGGGCAUCAUGAUCCACAACCGCCGGCUCAAGAUUGGCUGGGGCAAGCACUCGGGCCCGCUGAGCCCGGCGAUCCAGCUGGCGGUGCAGGCGGGCGGCUCGCGCAACGUCUACAUUGGCAACAUCGACGACCCGGAGAAGCUGAGCGAGGAAAAGAUCCGCAGCGACUUUUCCCAGUACGGCGAGAUUGAGAUGGUCAACAGCCUGCGCGAAAAGAACUGCGCGUUUGCCAACUUUACCAACAUCCAGUCGGCCAUCAAGUGCAUCGAGGGCAUGAAGAACCACCCCGACUACCAGAGCGUCAAGAUCGCCUAUGGCAAGGACCGGUGUGGCAACCCGCCGCGCAGCGUGGGCAGCCUGCAGGUGCACAACGGCGGCGCGCGAAAGACGAGCGGGUCGGUGUCGCCGAGCGCCUCUGCGACGCCCAACCACGUCAGCACCAGCAACAGCGCCAACAACGUGGGCGACGACACCAUGGUGACGGCGUCGGAAUCGGUGCCGGACCUCAGCUCGCUGGGAGCUGGCGGCGGCGGCGCUGCUGAUGCUGCUGCUGCUGCUGCUGCCGGCAGCACCGAUGGCGAGGACGUCAAGCCGGCGCCAGCCGCGGUGACGGUCAAGGCCGAGUAG
Pseudozyma flocculosa PF-1 is the source of this 2265-nucleotide messenger RNA. RefSeq lists its product as uncharacterized. The record is from RefSeq and is a predicted model, not a curated record. Gene Ontology annotation, cellular component: cytoplasmic stress granule. The transcript has a single exon. Gene Ontology annotation, molecular function: mRNA binding. NCBI's taxonomy places the organism in Eukaryota, Fungi, Basidiomycota, Ustilaginomycetes, Ustilaginales, Ustilaginaceae. Gene Ontology annotation, biological process: mRNA splicing, via spliceosome. The coding region runs from base 1 to 2265 and encodes 754 amino acids.